Messenger RNA from Drosophila elegans, 5086 nucleotides. RefSeq names its product otoferlin (gene mfr). Lineage: Eukaryota; Metazoa; Arthropoda; Insecta; Diptera; Drosophilidae. Gene Ontology annotation, biological process: plasma membrane organization. Bases 97 to 5043 code for a protein of 1648 amino acids. The transcript has 14 exons. The record is from RefSeq and is a predicted model, not a curated record.
CUAAAAAGCCGAUGCCCUCGUUUUCCACUCAAAUUCCGAGCUGACUUUGAAAAUGCCUAUCCCCGAUCCCUGUUUCCCAGACGAGUUGGACAGAGAAUGAGCUACAUGGAGGACUGUUUCGCGGGGGCUCCGCAGGAGUUUCUCAUCUGCAUUACCGUCCACAAGGCCGUUCAAGUGGGAGUGACCUCUGGAGACUUAUAUGUGAGGAUUAGUCUGGACAAAAUGACCAAGAGUACCAAGUCGUACCCCAACACCGAGAAUCCCUUUUUCAAUGAGUACUUUGUCUUUGAGUUUCACUGCACCUUAACCGAACUCCUGCGCCUAACGAUCCUUUUUGAGCUCAAGAAGCACAUGACGUACAAGAAAAAUGUGCUGGUUGCUGAGUUGCUGGUGGAUCUGCAUAGUGUAUGGAACCAGUCCAAUCACGGCUACUUCAAGAAGUGGGGCCGCCUGGAGGCACCCAUUGGGGAACACCAAUCUCUGGAGACUACCACACAAUCUCACGGCUAUUUGCAACUCGAUCUGGCCAUUGUAUCCCAGCACAGUACGAUAAUCACUGGUCUAAGGUCUGAGGAUCAGGACAACCAAAUCCUGAACAAAUGGUCGGUGGAUCACGAUUAUGAUGACAUCGAGAAGAACCUCCUAACCAACGUGAGUUCGUUCGCUCCCAGCAACAUCCGCUACUUUGUCGCCUUUUACCGGGGUUACUUCACCAAGCAGAGCAACUACAUGAUUCAAGUAUCGUUUGCCGGCUUCAAUGGCAAAACGCCGGUGGCCAGGAACACGACGACGCCUGUGUGGAACCACGAGAUCAACUUUGCCUGGAUGUAUCCAUCGGUGGCGCAGCGAUUCCUCAUCCUUAUUUUGGCCCAAGAGCAUCUGCAGUGGAAGUGCGUGGCGGAGUACGAAGUGUCCCUCGAAGAGAUCGCCUUUAAGGCAACCCCAUCACUGGGCCCCACCUACCUUCAUCUUUACGAUCCCGUCAACCCCAUGACCUAUGUGGGUCGCCUGCUAAUGGAACUUCGUUCUGAAAUGUUAAAUGAUUCGCAACCAAAUCAUAUUUUGGAUUCAAAGACAGUGCCUGGCUUGGAUGAGUCACGUUUUUGGCUCGACGAUGUCUACCUGGUUGAGUUUCUUCCAAUACUCGGUCAACACAUCCACACAACUGCUGCCGCGUACAAGAUCUCUGCGAGAUUGGCUGAGCACAGCUCUAAUGUGCUGGAGGGUCAACUAAGUACACCUUUGGGUCGCAUUCAAUCCGCCGUCCAUACAAGAAGUUUCCGUCGAGAGGCUCCCUUUCGCAGCUGCAUGUUUCGUGUCCGUUUGCCAGACAAUCGAGCCAAGUAUGAAAGCGAUUUCUUUAUGCUGGAUUUAGUCAAUUAUAUGCGUUCUGAAUUGGAAACCUUCAAGAUCUUCCAGCUGAAGCAUCCUCUACAGGAAGAGGAGCAGGCCAAGUGCCUGAAGGCCAUUGUGGGUAACAUUUUGACCAGGAUUAAGGAGGGUCUAGAUGCCCACCGUUUCGACCACGACGUUCAACCCCAGCGCACCACCUGGGACUUUAACCGGCAACUUUACCUGCUCGACUAUUUCGCCAAACUGCCACAGGAACUGCAUCAAGUGAAACAGAAGCUGCGCAACUGCUUCUUGGAGCACCUGGAUGCCACCAUUGCUGAUGUGGUUAUGGAGCUGCAGCGUCUGGUAGCCGAAAUCGGAGGCCUUUCUAGCAUGGCUCGCACGCAGGACGAGUGGCCGGAAUUGAUCCUUUCCUUGAGUGCAGGUGGAAAGGAUUUGGGAGUUUGCCGGCUAAACGCUAAGCUCUUUUUACAUUUACAAAAUCAACAUCAAGAUACAGAUCUUCAACAGGAGACAUUGUGCUGGCGACUUAAGAGUUUCGCCUUCAAGGCCUCGAGUUGUACGCACACCUGUCCCAACUGUGGUUGCACAACGGCCAUAGUCUUGGGAUGUCUGUCCAUUGUGGUGGAACGUGAGCGAAAGGAGUUUCUCUCGGUGAUCAGUGGAGAUUGGACCAGCAUAGAACCAAUGCUGUGGCAACCAAAUCCUGCACAGACGCACUUCCUCUGCCACGUUUACGUUCACCAGGCCAAAGUUCGUCCUGGUGGCGAAAAGAAGAACAUCUGUGAUUCCCACUUGCGGAUCCUGUUCGCUGGGCAGGCAUGUGAAACUUAUACAUCCCCCGGAACACUCUCCCCCAUUUGGAAUGCUGUCAUAACAUUUAAUAAUUUGUCUCUCCCCGGGAGUGUUAAUCUAUACUUGAAGAAUCCUCCUCUUCUCUCUUUGGAGUUCUACAAUACAGAACGAAGUCUUCCCGAUGAUCUCGUGGGCAUGGGCAGUGUGCCAGUGAGCGUUAUUAGCGAGGAUCGGGCCACUGACUCCAGCUGGGAGGAUGAAGGUGGACUGGGUUGGUCCCGAAAACCCCUUCAAAAGUUGCAAAGGCUGAAACACCUAACUCCACCUCCUCUUAAAUGGGUGCCAGUAGCCAGGAAGGGUUCUGUUCAAGCAGAGGUCUUGAUGUCAGCGGAGCUGAUUGAGCUCUCAGUGGAUCCCAGUGGUCAGGAUAUAAAGAAGGAGCCAAUACUCGCCACGGGAAUUCCGUCUGUCAUUAGACCCAAUAUGCAGAACUUUGUCUUAGAGGUUUUCUUCGUCGGACUGCGCAACUACUCCAAAAGCAGCAUGAGUUCGUCGGGCAAGCGGAAGAUCAAGGUGAUGAUGGGUGACCUGGUUUUGACCAGUGGACCCUCCACAGCGCGCUUCCGCAAUUGCAUUAACUUCCUGGUGGCCUAUGCUUCGGGUGUGGUUAGUCUCCCAGAUCAGCAGGAAUACUGGCCAGCGAUCAUAGCCACCGAUGUGCUGCUCUCCGGCUUCAGCAGUGAAUCAGUUUUGGGAGCUGCGCUCAUACCCAACUCCUCGAAUUUCCUGCAACGCAACAGGAAGCUCAAGUGUGUGCCCAAAAUGGAGCAGACUUCCCGAGAAGAUUCCACCACGGUGAGUGUGGAUGAAGACGAGGAGGAGGAAGAGGAGGACGAACUGGAAUGGGAAGAGGAGGAGGCCAAGCCCACCAGGAUUAGCAACUGGUGGAUGCGAUUCAUGUUUGCUGUAGGUCUACGACCCGCUGCCUAUGCCAAUCGCCAGGCUUUGAGGAACAAUGGUGAUCUGGAUGACGGCGAAGUGAUCGAAGAACGAGAGUUCACCUGGUGGACCAAGUUCUACAACUCAAUGUACUGGAGUGCGGCGGAGAUGAGCCACGAUCAUAAGCAUCGCCUGGUCAUCUACCACGAAGAACUGGAGAAGCAGGCUCAGUUUAGUUACCUCCAGGAUUGGGCCGUGCCUGUCCAGUUGGUUCAUGGGGUGAAGUUCAAGAAGCAGGCUCCCCCCAAAGAGGAUAUCUAUGCCACCUUGAAGCUGCACCUCAAGUUGACCCCUUGUCAGUGCCCAGUGCUCGAGGAUCCCGGAGGUGGUGGAGACAUGACCCGCCCCAUGGCAAACCCAAUACAUCCGCGAUAUCAGUCCACUCUCCAGUCAUUGAAUACGAUCAUUAAGCUAAUCGUACGUGUGUAUAUAGUGCAGGGUGUGCAGAUGCGUCCUCGGGAUUUAAAAGGCGACUCCGAUUGCUAUGUGAAACUCUUUCUGGGCGGUAAAAUGAUCUCCGAUCGAGCCCACUUCUCCCCCAAUCAUAGCAAUCCGGUUUUUGGUCGUCUAUUUGAAAUGGAGGCCACGUUACCCGGUGAUCAUAUGCUGCAGAUAAUGGUGUAUGAUCAUGACAAGAUCAAGGACGAAGUGAUUGGUCAGACAGUCAUCGAUUUGGAGGAUCGCUGGAGGACGAGGCAUCGAGCCACGGUGGGCUUGGCCAACGAGUAUACACGAAGCGGCUAUAACCACUGGCACGACCUGAAGUUGCCCUCGGAAAUUCUCAUAAAUCUCUGCCAUCGGAGGGGUAUUCAGGCUCCCUACUAUUAUGGCAAUGUGAUUGAAGUGGACGGAAUGCUUUUCGGAGAUGAAACUGUAAUAUCAAAGGAUGAGGAGCUGCAAGAACGACUUAGUCUAGCAGUGCUUAAGAACAUGGAAAAGUUGCCCUCUUUUGGCUACAAGCUGGUUCCCGAGCAUGUGGAGACUCGUUCCCUUUAUCGCGAUGACUUUCCAAACGUCGAACAGGGUAAACUCCAGAUGUGGAUCGAGCUGUUCGAGGCGAACAUCUAUGUGCCCAAUCCUAUCGACAUAACCCCAGUGCCGCCAUCGGAUUUCGAGGUGCGUGUUGUGGUCAAAAAUCUGCAUGGAAUUCAGGCUGGCGACAAAAACAUUUUUGGCAAACUAAUGAGCGACAUUUACGUGAUAGGCUGGUGCGAGGAUGAGGACAAGCGCCAAACGACCGAUAUCCAUUACCGCUCAUUUGCUGGCGAUGCGGCAUUUAAUUGGCGCUUGGUCUUCGGCAUGAAGUAUUCCCCCAACGAGGACCUGAUGGUUGUUCGCCGCAAGGCCGGUCUGCUGGAGGAGAUGGAGUUCAAAAAGCCUCCGGUUAUCUAUCUGCAGGUCUGGGACAAGGAUGUGCUAUCCAAGGAUGAGUACCUGGCCGCCCUUGAGCUUAACCUCUCCAAUAUGUACGCUCCGUAUCCGAACGCCCAGCUUUGCAAGCCGUAUCCCAAAACGAGGAAGCGCAUCAAUCUCUUUAAACGCAAGGUCAUCAGCGGUUGGUUUCCGCUUCAAAAUAAUCUACAUCCUUCACAACACUCACAAGCUAAAGUUAGAAAUGGAAAAAUCCAGCUUAAUAUUGAGAUCUGCUCGGAUGUGGAGGCCUCCAAUCGACCGGCGGGUCGUGGACAGGACCCACCAAUGGCCUUGGAACCACCCUACCGGCCGGAUACAUCUUUCAACCCGCUGACGCAUCCCUGCAAGUCCCUAAGGCUCAUCCUCUGGCCCGUCAUUCGAAAAUAUGUCCUGUGGACUCUAUUUAUAUUAAUAGUUAUCCUGGGACUGGUGAUCUUCUUUUCUAAUCUGCCCGGCAAGCUAAUGACAAUCCCACUUGAGUGAGCAGUUUUUGUUUUUUUGUUGUUUGUUAGUUUCUAUUUAUAUU